AUGGCAUCAAGUAGUGAAAUGAACACUGGUGAGUUAAAGAAAGGUUUAUGGAGUCAUGAAGAAGAUCAGUUGUUGAUUUCUUAUAUCAAUAGAUAUGGCAUUUGGAACUGGUCCCAGAUGCCAAGAUUUGCUGGUUUGGCGAGAAGUGGGAAGAGUUGUAGACUCCGAUGGAUGAAUUAUCUGAAACCUAACGUAAAGAAAGGAAUUUUUUCCGAGGAAGAAGAAGAGAUCAUACUCCAAUCUCAUUCGGUUCUCGGCAAUAGGUGGUCUGAAAUUGCAUCAAGACUUCCUGGAAGGACCGAUAAUGACGUAAAAAACCAUUGGCAUGCUCAUCUCAAGAAACGUGCAAACCAUCAAUACGACAUGACUCCGAAAACAACCAAGCAAAAUGAUGAUAGUGUCGAGAUGAUACAACAUCCUGCUAAUCAUGUUAACAGCAAUUUUGAGUCUUGCUUGACUUCAUAUGAUAAUACCUUCUUACCUAGCAGCAGUACUACUUCUGUAUAUCAAGAAAUCAACUUUGGAGAUGAUUAUUAUGAUACCGGUUCACCAGGAACGGUUGAUGAACUUCAAUGUUUCUGGCAACAACUUUACUCCGAGAAUAUGGACAGUGGAAACAAUGUCAUCGAUCAAGAUUUACUUAAUGAAGAUUGCUUUUAA
Helianthus annuus (common sunflower) is the source of this 660-nucleotide messenger RNA. RefSeq names its product transcription factor MYB15. Bases 1 to 660 code for a protein of 219 amino acids. Lineage: Eukaryota; Viridiplantae; Streptophyta; Magnoliopsida; Asterales; Asteraceae. The record is from RefSeq and is a predicted model, not a curated record. The transcript has 3 exons.